UUUAGCAGAAUGUCUGGCAUGUGAUCAGCUGCUCACAAUGAAGGCCCCUGCUGCGCUUGCACCUGGUGUCCUUGUGCUGCUGUUUACCUUGGUGCAGAGGAGCGAUGGGGAGUGUAAAGAGGCACUAGUGAAGUCUGAGAUGAACGUGAAUAUGCAGUAUCAGCUUCCCAACUUCACUGCAGAAACACCCAUACAGCACAUCGUUCUACACAGGCAUCACAUUUACCUGGGGGCUACUAACUACCUUUACGUUUUAAAUGACAAAGACCUUCAGAAAAUAGCUGAGUAUAAGACUGGACCUGUGCUGGAACACCCAGAUUGUCUUCCAUGUGAGGACUGCAGCAGCAAAGCCAAUUUAUCAGGAAGCAUUUGGAAAGAUAACAUCAACAUGGCUCUGCUUGUUGACACGUACUAUGAUGACCAGCUCAUUAGUUGUGGCAGUGUCAACAGAGGGACCUGCCAGCGACACAUCCUUCCACCCAGUAAUCCUGCUGACAUACAGUCAGGGGUUCAUUGCAUGUUCUCCCCACAGGGGGAGGAAGAGCCCAGCCAGUGUCCUGACUGUGUGGUGAGCGUGAUGGGAGCCAAAGUCCUCCUGUCUGAAAAGGAUCGUUUCAUCAACUUCUUUGUGGGCAAUACCCUAAAUUCUUCUUACCUGCCAAAUCACUCAUUGCAUUCAAUAUCGGUGAGAAGGCUAAAGGAAACACAAGAUGGUUUUAAGUUUUUGACAGACCAGUCUUAUAUUGAUGUUUUACCCGAGUUCCGAGAUUCUUACCCCAUUAAGUAUGUCUAUGCUUUUGAAAGCAGCCAUUUCAUUUACUUUCUGACAGUCCAAAAGGAAACUCUAGAUGCUCAGACUUUUCACACGAGAAUAAUCAGGUUCUGUUCCAUAGACUCUGGACUGCAUUCUUACAUGGAAAUGCCUCUGGAGUGUAUUCUCACGGAAAAGAGAAGAAAGAGAUCCACGAGGCAGGAAGUGUUUAAUAUCCUUCAAGCUGCAUAUGUUGGUAAGCCUGGGGCCCAUCUUGCUAAGCAAAUCAGAGUCAGUGUGAAUGAUGACAUUCUCUACGGGGUGUUUGCACAAAGCAAGCCAGAUUCUGCUGAACCAAUGCAUCGAUCGGCUGUCUGUGCGUUCCCUAUCAAAUAUGUCAAUGAAUUCUUCAACAAGAUCGUCAACAAAAACAAUGUGAAAUGUCUCCAGCAUUUCUAUGGACCAAAUCAUGAGCACUGCUUUAAUAGGACAUUUCUGAGAAAUUCAUCAGGCUGUGAAGUACGCAGUGAUGAGUAUCGAACAGAAUUUACCACGGCUUUGCAGCGUGUUGACUUAUUCUUAGGCCAAUUCAAACAAGUGCUCCUAACAUCUAUAUCUACCUUCAUUAAAGGAGAUCUCACCAUUGCUAAUCUUGGGACGUCAGGGGGUCGUUUCAUGCAGGUUGUGGUUUCUCGAACAGUAUCAUCUACCCCUCAUGUGAAUUUUCCCUUGGAUUCCCAUCCUGUGUCUCCAGAAGUGAUUGUGGAGCACCCAUUAAACCAAAAUGGCUACACUCUGGUUAUCACUGGGAAGAAGAUUACAAAGAUCCCGUUGAAUGGCUUGGGUUGUGGACAUUUCCAGUCCUGUAGUCAAUGUCUCUCUGCCCCACCUUUUGUGCAGUGUGGCUGGUGCCACAAUCAGUGUGUGCAGUCAGAUGAGUGCCUCAGUGGGACAUGGACGCAAGAGAGCUGCCUGCCUGCAAUCUACAAGGUUUUCCCAACUAGUGCACCCAUUGAAGGAGGGACAACGUUGACCAUAUGUGGCUGGGACUUUGGAUUCAGAAAGAAUAAUAAAUUUGAUUUAAAGAAAACCAAAGUUCUCCUUGGAAAUGAGAACUGCACUUUGACCUUAAAUGAGAGCACGAUGAAUACGUUGAAAUGCACAGUUGGUCCUGCCAUGAGUGAACAUUUCAAUAUGUCCAUAAUUAUUUCAAACAGUCGUGGAACAACACAAUACAGUACUUUUUCCUAUGUAGAUCCUAUAAUAACAAGUAUUUCUCCAAGUCAUGGUCCUAAGGCUGGUGGCACUUUACUUACUUUAACUGGAAAGUACCUGGACAGUGGAAAUUCUAGACACAUUUCAAUUGGUGGAAAAACAUGCACUUUAAAAAGUGUAUCAAAUAGUAUUCUCGAAUGUUAUACACCUUCCCAAACCAUUUCAGCUGAGUUUCCUGUUAAGUUGCAAAUUGACUUAGCCAACCGCGAGACUGGCAGCUUCAGUUAUCAGGAUGACCCCAUUGUCUAUGAAAUUCACCCUACCAAAUCUUUUAUUAGUGGUGGGAGCACAAUAACAGGUGUUGGAAAAAACCUGAAUUCAAUCAGCAUCCCAAGGCUGGUAAUAAAUGUGCAUGAAGCAGGAAAGAACUACACGGUGGCAUGCCAGCAUCGCUCUAAUUCAGAGAUAAUCUGCUGUACCACGCCUUCAUUGCAACAGCUGAAUCUGCAACUCCCCCUGAAGACCAAAGCCUUUUUCAUGUUGGAUGGGAUCCUUUCCAAAUACUUUGAUCUCGUUUAUGUACAUAAUCCAGUCUUUAAACAUUUUGAAAAGCCAGUGAUGAUCUCAAUGGGCAAUGAAAAUGUACUGGAAAUUAGGGGAAAUGAUAUUGACCCUGAAGCAGUUAAAGGUGACGUGUUAAAAGUUGGAAAUAAGAGCUGUGAGAAUGUAGAGCCACAUGCUGAAGCUGUUUUAUGUAGGGUCCCCAUUGACCUACUGAAAUUGAACAGUGAGCUAAAUAUAGAGUGGAAGCAAGCAGUCUCUUCAACUGUUCUUGGAAAAGUAAUAGUUCAACCAGAUCAGAAUUUCACAGGACUGAUUGUUGGCAUUGUCUCGAUAUCAAUACUACUUUUAGUAUUACUUGGGCUUUUCCUGUGGCUGAAAAAGAGAAAACAAAUUAAAGAUCUGGGCAGUGACUUAGUUCGCUAUGAUGCAAGAGUACACACUCCUCAUUUGGAUAGGCUUGUAAGUGCCCGGAGUGUAAGUCCAACUACAGAAAUGGUUUCAAAUGAAUCUGUAGACUACCGAGCUACUUUUCCAGAAGACCAGUUUCCUAACUCGUCUCAGAAUGGAUCAUGCAGACAAGUACAGUAUCCUCUGACAGAUCUGUCCCCCAUCCUAAAUAGUGGAGACUCUGAUAUAUCUAGUCCAUUACUGCAAAAUAUGGUCCACAUUGACCUCAGUGCUCUAAAUCCAGAGCUGGUCCAAGCGGUCCAGCAUGUAGUGAUUGGGCCCAGCAGCCUGAUUGUGCAUUUCAAUGAAGUCAUAGGAAGAGGACAUUUUGGUUGUGUAUAUCAUGGGACUUUGUUGGACAGUGAUAGCAAGAAAAUCCACUGUGCUGUGAAAUCCUUGAAUAGAAUCACUGACAUAGGAGAAGUUUCCCAGUUUCUGACCGAGGGAAUCAUUAUGAAAGACUUCAGCCAUUCCAAUGUUCUCUCUCUCUUGGGCAUCUGCCUUCGGAGUGAAGGGUCUCCACUGGUGGUCCUUCCAUACAUGAAGCAUGGAGACCUUCGCAAUUUCAUUCGAAAUGAGACUCAUAACCCGACUGUAAAAGAUCUUAUAGGCUUUGGUCUUCAAGUAGCCAAGGGCAUGAAAUAUCUUGCAAGCAAAAAGUUUGUCCACAGAGACUUGGCUGCAAGAAACUGUAUGUUGGAUGAAAAAUUCACUGUCAAGGUUGCUGACUUUGGUCUUGCCAGAGACAUGUAUGAUAAAGAAUACUACAGUGUACACAACAAAACAGGUGCAAAGCUGCCAGUGAAGUGGAUGGCUUUAGAAAGUCUACAAACUCAGAAGUUUACCACCAAAUCAGAUGUGUGGUCCUUUGGUGUGCUUCUGUGGGAGCUGAUGACAAGAGGAGCCCCCCCUUAUCCUGAUGUGAACACUUUUGAUAUCACAGUUUACUUGUUGCAAGGCAGAAGGCUCUUACAACCAGAAUACUGCCCAGAUCCCUUGUACGAAGUGAUGCUAAAAUGCUGGCACCCCAAAGCUGAAAUGCGCCCAUCCUUUUCUGAGCUCGUCUCCAGGAUAUCAGCCAUCUUUUCCACUUUCAUUGGGGAGCACUACGUCCAUGUAAAUGCUACUUACGUCAAUGUAAAAUGUGUUGCUCCGUAUCCUUCUCUGUUGUCCUCACAAGAAAACAUUGAUGGUAACAUGGACACGUGAUGAUGGGAACCCCACCUGUCCUUUCUGAGAAACAUCGUAGUACUAGCCCAAACAACAAUCCACCUUUCUACAAAAGUUUUCUCUGCCUGGCUUCCAAAAGGCCAUUAGAUACCUUUUGGUUGUCAAAAUUACACCAGUACUGGACUUUGUACUGUUAUUUAAAUUGCUGGAUUCUAAGGAAUUUGUCCUCUGACAAAACAUGAGAACCAGAGGCUUGUUUCCACAGGCCAGUGACCAUGGACAACCCUGCAGCCAUGACAACACUCCUGUAACAUUGGAGUCCAAAACCAGAAUUCUGGGUUGAAAGUUUUAAAAAUCAGAGUCCCGCUUGACUUCAUAUGAGGAACUGAUGCAGUGAAUUUUGACGGCUCCUUAAUCACAGAAAAUUCCAAAGAGAUGGUCUUGUCCAGGACAGGCAUGGCAGCCCCAGGCCCAGGCCACUCAUUCAGAAUUUCAGUGUUUUCAGAGAGCUUUUAUGUGCUAUGUUGGUCACAAACAUUUUUCAUUACUGAUGUCGUCAUUUGCCCAUAGGCAAACAUUCCCUUUUAAAUUGUCAUAUACACAUUCCUUUGGUUGGAAAGUAUCCAUAGGUGAUGCAGUCAAGUUUCAAAAUAGCAUGCACACAAGAUGUGUUUACAAAUUAACCGGGAUAUUUAUAUGUUGUAGGUAGAGGAUGUUAAGAAAUUUUCAUAAAAUAGCUUAGUAACAAUGAAAUAUUUAGUUGUCAUUGAAAAACCAACUGUUUGAGAAUGAUACUGUUCUGAUGUUAUGAAUGUGGACAUUUAGAAAUUUUAUCUGUAUUUUUAUGAUAGUUCUGAAGAUAGACAAGUAAUUUGUGAUGACAAAUUUUUUAAAGAUAAGUCGGUAUGUUUUUAAAGCAGAAUACAAUUGACUAAGAAGUUCAUUGGUUCCAAUCAUGGCUAGUAUGUAGAACAAAGAGAUUAAUGGACUGGAAAUAUUAACCUCUUUCUCAGGUGACAGCUUCCCACUUCACAAACUAUUGGGAAAAAGGACUUCUGGGGAGUCCAGUUUCACGUUAUGACUUGUUUUCUGUUCAGCAAAAUACAUUCUAGAAACCAGUAAAAAAAUAAACAAGGCAAUUGAAAAUCCUGGCUAUUUCACUUGGAUGAAUAGUUAUUGUGGGCAGGACUUUUGUGAUGUUUUGUGCUAUAGAAUUUGUGCUGACUACUGUAUAGUGCAUUGGCAUAGGUUACUCUAGCUGGUUUUGUCGAUGUGAACAUUGAAAGUAUUAUAUUUUUAUAAAAAUGUUUAUUUUUAAUGAUACACGAAAAAUUUUGUUAGGCCACAAAAAUACUGCACUGUGAACAUUUCAGAAAAGGUAUGUCAGACUCGGAUUCAUAACAGCAUGAUUGUAAAUGGCUGUAAAUAGUGAUAAGGAAGCAUACUGAUUGCCAGUACACCCCACCCUCAUUACAUCAGCAGGACUUGAAGCCAAAGGUUCAUAGAGCAAGCUACAACAAGGGUGUGUUACACUGAAACCCAAUAGUUGAGUUUGGCUGCAGUUUCAGGAAAAUAAUUGCAACUGAAAGCCCUUUGACAAUGGUAAGACUUGCCAGAAGACAAGAGGAAUUGUGCUAUGAAGAUACUUUGAUUCAGACAGUACUACUUCAUUAAUGUGAAGAGUAAUAGUAAUUCACAAAGUACUGUAAGUGAUGAAUGACCAAAAACAAUCUGCUGUGCAGAGAGGUAACACUCUGUAUAAGGUCAAGACAAUGAAUGUUAGCAAGACAAAGAGCUUGUGGAAACAACCCACCAACAGGACUGCACACCUGUAUAUACAUGCUUGAGAAAGCUGCAAUGUGAAAAUCGUGUUUGCUAUUUAUGAAAUUGUCCUUAGGUUAAUGUGCCUGAAAACAUUGUGGGAAUAAGUGAUUCUUCUGAAAAUUAGAUACUUGUCACUGCCUAUACUUGCAGUUCAGCUGAAUGGUACUUUGUAUGUUCAUAGUUGUUGUUCUGAUAAAUCAUACAGUUAAAAUAAAGUGAUGUAACAUCUUGUAUAC
This is a messenger RNA of Heterocephalus glaber (naked mole-rat), 6207 nucleotides long. NCBI's taxonomy places the organism in Eukaryota, Metazoa, Chordata, Mammalia, Rodentia, Bathyergidae. The record is from RefSeq and is a predicted model, not a curated record.